Cantharellus anzutake is the source of this 513-nucleotide messenger RNA. RefSeq lists its product as uncharacterized. Bases 74 to 340 code for a protein of 88 amino acids. The record is from RefSeq and is a predicted model, not a curated record. The transcript has 2 exons. Lineage: Eukaryota; Fungi; Basidiomycota; Agaricomycetes; Cantharellales; Hydnaceae.
CAUUAAGUUCUUCUCAGGCAAGCCUGCACUUUUCUUCCUCAAUACGAGCAAGUGAUAGCAUCACUGCUAUCCCAUGGCGAACCUGCUGAUUGACAAUGAAGGCCGGUGGUUUCUCAUCCAGGGACCAGUUGGAGUUCCACAGGCUCUCCCACAUCUUAGUCCAUCAUUCAUCACUGGGGUCCAUAUUGAGCACCUCUUUGGCAUUCAUUUUCACAUGCACUUGAGAGUCUGGGAACCAGGAUGGUCUGACGGAAUGUUCGAGGCUGUUGACAAGCUUGUUAUAUUGUGCAACAUGGGCAGAAAUGGUUUGGGCGUGGUCGUUUGCACUACUAAACACUGAGACCAUCCUCGAGUAUCCUUAAAGUACGACUUUUGCAACUAGCCGCCCUCCACGCCGUUGGGAGCUUCAAACAGGGUUCAUCUCAUCCUGGUACUUGGCUAAGCAGAUAAGUAUAGAAUGUUUGCGGAACCGGGCUAGAAUAUAUUUCUCGAUGUAGUCCCUUUCUGGGCCAG